CCUUCCUACAUCCAUUGCUAAGAAGUAGAGAAAUAGCGCUCUACUUUUCAUGAAGCUGCAGUGUAAAUCUCUAUAAUUUCUUUGAACUUGACCCAUCGAUUCGGUCACACAGCUCAACUCUUUUCCUUCGCAGUUCAGCCAAAUCAGUUCUGUAUAUUCUUUAAUCGUUCAAUUGAAGCUGAAGAAGCAGGUCGUCUUUAGGAAGAGAAGAUCGGGAUCGUCACCAUCCUUGAGCCUGGAAAAUUUUGUUCAUUAGGUUCACUGGAUUAAGAUGACGGAGAUCAUUGUUUCCAUUGCUGCUAAAGUCUCAGAACAUUUGGUGAAUUUAACUGUACGUCAAGGACAGUAUUUGUUUCGUGUCAACAAAAUCAUGAAGAAUCUUGAAAGUGAGAAGAAGGCACUGGCAUCAACUCAUGAUCAUGUACAGAAAAGAGUUGAAGAAGCUACUCAUAAAGCGGAAAGAGUCAAUCGUGAUGUUUCAACGUGGAUGAAUGAAGUGAUGGAACUCAUAAAAGAGGUGGAGCAGCUGGAACAAGAAAUCCUGGUCCACGGCAGCUGUUUCCAAGGGCAGUUUCCUACCCGGAAGAGAUACAUUCUGUGCAAACAAAUGGAAAAUAAAACAGAAGCUAUGAUUCAGCUGAACAAAAGAUGUCAGUUUGGGCCAUUUUCCUUCCCUGCCCCAAUUCCAGAUAUAGAGCAUUUCGCUUCUGGAAAUUUUGAGUAUUUUAAAUCUACAAGAGUGGCUGCAGAUCAACUUUUGCAGGCACUACAAGAUGAUAGUUUCUAUAUAAUUGGUGUAUAUGGAAUGGGAGGCUCUGGCAAAACAACACUGGUGAAAGAAGUGGGUAAAGAAGCCAAGGAAUUAAAGCAUUUUGAUCAUGUUGUAUUUGCCACUGUCUCCCAGUCUCCAAAUGUCAUGAAAAUUCAAGAUGAAAUUGCUGACUUGUUAGGUCUGAAAUUGGAUGAAAAGUGUGAAGCAGGAAGAGCAAGGCGGAUAUCUGUUAGAUUACAAAGUGGAGAACGUAUUCUCCUAAUUUUGGAUGAUGUUUGGGCAAAACUUAACCUUGAGGACAUAGGGAUUCCUGUUGAUGGAAAUCUCAAAGGUUGCAAGGUGCUCCUAACCACUCGUCGUCAAGAAGUGUGUAAUUUAAUGGACUGUCUUAAGAGGAUUCCACUGGAUCUCUUAUCUGAAGAGGAAGCUUGGAGUUUAUUCCAAAAGCAUGCAGGCAUAGAUGCUGCGUUAUCCUCCAACUUGCUGAAUGAUGUGCAGCAGGAGGUUUGUAAGGAAUGUAAAGGACUACCCAUUGCAAUUGUAACUGUGGGGUCCUCCUUAAAAGGAAAAUUGAGUGCAGUUGAUGAGUGGAAGGUAGCAUUACAAAGUUUGAGAGAUUCAAAACCUGUGGAUGUGGAUGAAGGGGUUGGAGAUGCUUUCAAUUGUCUUAAAUUAAGCUAUGAUUACUUGAAAAGAGAUGAGACCAAGUUGCUCUUCUUGAUAUGUUCCAUGUUUCCAGAAGAUCAUGAGAUCCUUAUUGAUGACUUGAUCAAAUACGGAGUGGGGCUAGGUGUCUGUGGCGGAUCAUUUGAUUCAGCAAGUACUCAAUUGAGAGUAUGCAUCAAUAUACUCCUAGAUUCUUGUCUGUUGAUGCGUUGUGAGAUAAGUAAAGUUGACUGGAUCCUUCGCCAUAAAAGUCACCAUGUAAAAAUGCAUGACAUGGUUCGCCAUGUAGCUUUGUGGAUAGCUUCAAAAGAUCAAGCUAUUAUAAGUCAAUCUUGCCAAAAAUCUGAACAUAUCGAUGGACAAUGGAGCUAUAAGGAUUGUUAUGCACUGUCUUCAUGGUACAGUAAUGGAAUAGAUAAGUUUCUUAAUAGAUUGGACGCCCCAAAACUUCAGAUCCUGCUACUAAAUCUUUUUGCUCACACAAUUCCCUUAGGGUUAACAGGUUCCUUGGAAUUAUCAGAUGAAUCAUUUCAAGGUCUGAAAGAACUUAAGGUUCUGGCUUUGAUCAAUAAAAAUUAUCAGAAAGUGGCUAUAUCAUUCCCUCAAUCAUUGCAAAUGUUGACUAAUCUUCGAACUCUGCGCUUAGUGGGAUGGGAUUUGGGUGAUAUCUCUUUUGUGGUAAGCCUAAAAAGACUUGAGAUUCUUGACUUGCAAAAUAGUAAAUUCAAAGAACUGCCCAAUGGGAUCACAAUGCUGGACAAGUUGAAGUUGCUGGAUUUGUCACAUUGUAGAAUUGAAGGGUCUUGUUUUAAAGUGAUAAGAAGAUGCUCACAACUAGAAGAGUUAUAUGCCUUCGACUAUGGUGAUUGCUCAAGUCCUAGAAUUAUGGAUCCCUAUCAAUGCUUUGGGGAUGAUCAUGAUGUUACUUUCCCGAAUUUGCAGAGGUACAAAUUAUAUUUAGGGCCACUUAUGAGCCUUCCAUCUGAACUGCACUCAUCAAGCAUGAGACUUCUAUAUGUGAACGGAUUUAAUCCAUCUGCCUCUGAUGCUUUGUUAAGUAUCUUCUGCAGAAGACGUGUGAUGCUCGUUUGUAUGGCCUUCAUGGAGGGUGCAAAAAUAUCUUUCCAGACACAGUCCAAGCCGCUGGAUGACUCUAGUGAAGCUAGAAUAUCUCAAUAUCAAAGAGUGCUUAGAAUUGAGAAUCCAUCUUUCCUUCAGUUUCCAAAAGCGCCUGCCAGAGUUGCUGGAACUAUAUAUAGGAAACUGGAAGAGUUGGAAGAAAUUGGUGCAGAUAAUGAAAAAUAUGAUGAUGUAUUCAUUACUCAAGCAUGCUUUCCCAAACUUACGAGGAUAGAGGUUAGGCGAUGCGGCAAGUUGAAAAGCCUUUUCUCUACUGCCAUAGCUAGAAAUCUUCCCCAACUAAGCAGUCUAAUCAUAGUCGAUGCUCCUCAGUUAAAGGAGAUUUUUUAGACACGGUAAUGAGAGAGAUUCUGUAGAUGGAGAGCCACUCAUCUUUCAAAACUUGAGAGAGUUAAGACUUGAGGAAUUGGGGAGUCUUGUUGAUAUUGGAAUCACGUUACCCCAAGGGAACUUUGCAAAGUCCGCAUACUGUGCCCAAAUAUUAGGAGCAACGUAGUUGAUUCUGCUUUUUCAGGAACCACAUAUGAGAGCAAAGAAUGAUGGCCAAGUAUUAUAUCAAAUGAAGUCUUAGAUCUCCAAGCUGCUCCAAAGUCCAAAAAUGAGAGGGCAUUUACUUAGAACAAUAAAAACAAGCCUUAUCUCACUUGGU
Molecule: messenger RNA, 3227 nt
Organism: Prosopis cineraria
Lineage: Eukaryota; Viridiplantae; Streptophyta; Magnoliopsida; Fabales; Fabaceae
Product: probable disease resistance protein At1g61300
Molecular function (GO): ADP binding
Source: RefSeq, a predicted model, not a curated record